AUGAGUAAUGAUCAAGAACAGUUGAGUACGAUCGAACUGCGCGAGCUGCAGCCGCUACUGGUCCGCACAUUCGGUGAUCGAUUAAUUGUGGUUCGUUAUUCGACUAAAAACUUGUUGCAACCAGGUGAGAAUUAUGGCAGUACCAUAUUAAGUGUUCACGCUGUGAUCAAGCGCAACAAUGAGGCAGAAGAGGAGGAUCUUCAUCUCAUAGCGAAGAUGCCACCGCCAACGGCAUUUCAACGAGAAAUUUUCAAUCCUCCGUACACAUUCAGAAAAGAGAUCUUCAUGUAUGAGAAAAUCAUACCUUCUUAUCAAGAACUAGAGAGAGAAAUGGGCUUGAAGGAAAAUGAAGUAUUCGAUAUAUUGCCAAAGUACUAUCAGUCCCGAUUAUCAUUAAGCCCAGACAUCGAUUUUGACGAUAACGCCGUUAUUUUAAUGGAAAACUUAAGGACUCACGGUUACUACAAUGGCGACAGGAUUAAAGGAUGCGAUCUUGAGCAUUCGAGAGUUGCGAUACAGGCGAUGGCGAGAUUUCAUGCGCUGGGAAUGGCUACCAAGUACAAGCGACCGGAGUAUUUCGAGGUAUUAAAGGAACGUAGCAAAUCUAUAGAAAUGAAAACUGAAGAAUUUGAGCGCUUCCAAGAAGAUAUGCUAAAGAUAAUAGCGAGCGAUUCACAAUUAGCCGUUUAUGUCGAUCGAUGCAGAGUCGUUCUACGUGAUUCGUUUGAACGUGGCUUAUGGACCUCAACGCCCAAUGAGCCUUGGUCCACUAUUAUCCAUGCGGACUUUUGGGUGAACAAUAUCAUGUUCCAUCGCGACGAAAAUGGUCGCGUGGACGAUAUCAAAUUUGUGGAUUUUCAGAAUUAUCUGUUCUUUAGUCCGCUACGCGAGAUGUUCUUUUUCCUCUUCUCUAGCACAGAUGUAAGCGAAGAUUGCCUUGAGGAACUGAUAAAUCUCUAUCACGAGACGUUCUUGGCCGUGCUGGAUCGAAUGGGUUGCGAUACCGAACAAUUCACUAGAGAGAAAUUCGACGCGAAGAUGUCGGAUGAUGCCAGGCUUGAGAGUAUGCAUAUAUUCUUCAUGCUCAAAAUACUCACGUUGAACGUGCAAGAGACCGACUUUAAAUAUGACAACAUGAAAGACUUGAUGAUAACUUACCAGGGCAAUAAAGUGUUUAUUCAACGGUUGCGCAAGGUCGUAUUAUAUUUUGUUAAACAUGAUUGGAUCUAGGCAAUAUAAUAUGAAAAAAAGUAAAUGCCUUGGAAUGUCAAAUCAUAUAUAUAUAUGUGUGUGUGUGUGUGUGUGUGUGUGUGUGUGUAUGCGCGCGCGCGUGCGUGCGUGUGUGUGUUAAGUACGUUUAUUAUUGCACAUAGGAUAAAUGACACAAUUAUGAUAGUUUUUCAAAUAGUGGAAAUUCGAUUUUAAAGCUCCUGAUGAAUAUAUAAUCGCCACGCCUAUAUUCAAAUCGUGCUAUAUUAAAUGUUAUAAGCGAGAAAUCACAAAAAAUUUCUUACAUGUCGCUUGUAAAUAAAGAGAAUUUGAAUAAAACAAAAUGAAAUUGUUUCACAUAA
Solenopsis invicta (red fire ant) is the source of this 1571-nucleotide messenger RNA. RefSeq lists its product as uncharacterized. Lineage: Eukaryota; Metazoa; Arthropoda; Insecta; Hymenoptera; Formicidae. The record is from RefSeq and is a predicted model, not a curated record. Bases 1 to 1230 code for a protein of 409 amino acids. The transcript is spliced from 2 exons.